GGCAAACCAGUAAAAUAUGAUCCUUCAUUUAAUGGACCAAUCAAAAACAGAUCGUGUACAGAUAUUAUAUGUUGUUUAGUAUUUAUAAUCUUUAUAUUUGGAUUAGCAGUUGUCGCAUAUUUUGCCUUUGCCUAUGGAGAUCCUAAAUUAUUACUGUAUCCUCAAGAUUCGGAAGGUAAUUUAUGUGGGUAUGGUAACAUGAGAGGAAAAGAUCACCUUUUUUUCUUUGAUUUGGUAAAAUGUGGUCGAAUGGGACCAGGAGUAUUUGUUAAUGGUUGUCCUACACCUCAGGUUUGCCUCGCAGAAUGUCCGAAAGAUAAUUAUGUUUACCUGCAGAAUGCCAUAGAUAAUAAGAAAGAUAAACUAAUCUGUACAUACAAUGCAAAUAAAGCAACCAAGGUAAGAUUAGAUGUUAAUACACUAGUAGGAGAUGAAGAAUGUGCAGCAUAUUAUCUCAAAAGUACUUCAGUCAUCAAUCGUUGUUUACCAAUAGAUGAAUUAAUAAAUAUAGUGGAUGGUGCUGUUGAAAUUGGUAACGAAACAUUGAGAGAUGCUGAGAACAAUAAUGUCACUGCUUCAGACCAGUUUUUAGCAGCUAAGGAAUAUGCUGAAAAGGCUAUAGCUGAUCUCACUUCAACAUGGUGGAUGAUACUCAUUGGAUUAUUUUUGGGUAUGAUAAUUUGUUUUAUCUGGAUUGUUGUUAUGAGAUGGAUUGCUGGUAUAAUGGUAUGGUUCACUAUCUUGGCAUUUGUUGCUCUUUUUGCCGGUGGUAUUGCUGUUUGUUUCUAUAACUAUCUUAUCUAUAAAGAUAAUGAUGAAGCUUUCUCUUUCACCCUGGCCGUGGUAAAUCUGACAUUUUCUAAAGCUAAAUUGUUCCUGGGAGUUGGUAUAACAGCGGCAAUAAUAUUUGUAAUAGUUUUCUUGAUUCUCUUGUUUUUAUGUUCGAGAAUAAGAAUUGCUAUAUCUUUAAUCAAAGAAGGCAGUAGAGCUGUGGGGACUAUGAUAUUUACAUUAGUAUGGCCACUGUUUCCAUUUGUACUUCAACUAGGUGUAGUUGCUCUGUGGGCUGUUGUGGCUGUUUUCUCACAACAGUUACCCUGUGAUAAUUCUGUAAGUUUCUCACAACAGUUACCCUGUGAUAAUUCUGUAAGUUUCUCACAACAGUUACCCUGUGAUAAUUCUGUAAGUUUCUUUCUUGUCUCUAUAUAUUCUAUAUUCUCUCAAUAUAUUCAAGUUUCUCUUAUAUACCGGUAUACCAUCUAUCUACAGAUUUACAAUCUAUUCAUGUUAUUCUGGUUGGUUAAUUUUGUGGUGGCAUUAGGACAGAUGACUUUAGCUGGAGCGUUCGCCUCCUAUUAUUGGGCAUUCAAUAAACCUAAAGAUAUCCCUGCUUUUCCUAUACUGAGCUCAUUCUGGAGAUCUAUUAGAUACCAUCUUGGAACUCUGGCAUUUGGUUCACUGUUAAUAGCUAUAGUACAGUUGAUCCGAGUGUUUCUAGAGUAUUUAGACCACAAAUUGAAAGGUUCAGAAAAUCCUGUGGCAAAAUUUUUAAUGAAAUGUCUCAAAUGCUUUUUCUGGUGUCUGGAAAAAUUCCUGAAAUUUCUCAAUAAGAAUGCAUACAUUAUGUGUGCAGUCUAUGGAAAAAAUUUCUGUAUUUCUGCUAAAAAUGCCUUUAUGUUGAUAUUGAGAAAUGUAGUAAGGGUGGUAGUUAUUGAUCAAGUGACAGAUUUCCUAUUGUUUAUCUGUAAAAUGGUUGUUGUGGCCUUAACUGGCACUGGUGCAUUCUUUUUCUUUGAUGGUAGAAUCGAGUUCUUAAACCAAUAUAAACCUACUUUAAACUUCUAUUUUAUACCAAUAAUAAUAGUGGUACUGGGAACCUAUGUGAUAGCUUCUUGUUUCUUCAGUGUUUACAAUAUGGCUGUAGAUACAUUAUUCUUAUGUUUCUUGGAAGAUCUAGAGAGAAAUGAUGGUUCAACAGAAAAACCGUAUUAUAUGAGUAAAGAUUUGAUGGGAAUUGUAGGAAAGAAAAACAAAGUACCCAAGAGCUAG
Messenger RNA from Lottia gigantea (owl limpet), 2049 nucleotides. RefSeq lists its product as hypothetical. The transcript has 20 exons. Gene Ontology annotation, molecular function: transmembrane transporter activity. The annotation marks the transcript as partial. Gene Ontology annotation, biological process: transmembrane transport. The record is from RefSeq and is a predicted model, not a curated record. Gene Ontology annotation, cellular component: membrane. Lineage: Eukaryota; Metazoa; Mollusca; Gastropoda; Lottiidae.